UUGUUGGCGAGGAUUUUGCCAGGCCACUGUUCGAUACACAUGCUGUUCGAUUUCCGGCGUAACAAGGAUAGCCCCCAAGGGGCGCUUCAUUCAUUAUAAGAUAACUGCAAAGUCACAGUAUGAUGCACGCCAGGCGUGAAAGGGCCGAGUGGUAUAGAAAGGGCCACCUAUUUCCUCACCGAGGAACUUGAUGCCCAUGGAAAGCAUGGACAGCUCCCAAUCUGAGUCUGGAACACCACGUUCCUCAGAGCAAACGGUCGAGGAGUCCAGCUCGCCGCUUACAAUACGCGUGGAGGCUCUUCCUUGCAAUCGCAAUGACUCCACUACUUCGGACUGGAUGUCUCGAUAUGCUCGGCGCAAUAAAGCAGCAGCAGCACGGGACCGUAAGCCACUCACCACGCAGCGGACCUUCGCCAUUAAGGAGGUCCUGCGCAAGGGCACGGACGACCUGCCGGCCCACACGCGCAUGGGCGACCAGGUGGUGUCCAAGGUGCUGCUGCUCACACGCUGGAAGUGGAAGGCGCGGCGGCUGGCCAACGCGCGGGGGUUCAGCAUGGCCACGCGGCGGCCAUGGCUGCGGCACCUGCAGGAUCUCACGGAGCACAACGUGGGGGUCAUGGGGGCGGGGCUGGAGUACGACGGAGUGACGCCGCAUGUGAACCUGAUCCUGCAGAAAGCGCGAGCGGAGCAAGAGCGGCGCAUCUCGGCAGCCAUCCGGCUGCACAUGCAGAGCUUCACGCCGUUGGACGCGAUCCGUGCUCGCGUGAAUGCCGCCAUGCGCGGUGUGCAGCUGUGGAACCCGGAUGGGACGCUGAGGGAGGAUCCGGUGCCAACCGAGGAGUCCGAAUCGGAGCCAGGCCAGCAGUCAGGGGAUGGAGCCGCGCCUGCUCACGGUGUUGAGGUGCACGCUCCAGCGCACUACUCCGAGCGGUUCCGGUACCUAUUCGGCCAUGGCUAUGAUGGCUUUGACAAGGGUACCCCGGCUGACAUGGAGGCGGCAGCGGCUGCUGCGGCUGCAGCAGCUGCCAGCGAGAGUGACGUCGCGGCUGCCGACGCCGCGGCUGCAGCAGCAGCGGCCGCAGGUGCGGCGGCCGCGGAGGCAAGUGCUACUGCGGACGCUGCUGCUGCCGCAGCGGCGGCCGCCGCCGCCGCCGCUGCUGCUGCUUCGAUUCAUCAUGGGCCUGGGACUGCUGCUGGCGCGAAGGGGUCGCCCAGUGCUGUUGCCGGGUCCGCGGCGCGUACACACGCUGCACGGCUGGGCGGUGCGGAGGCGUCUGGCGGCAGUCUGACGCGUGCAGGACGGCUCGCAGCGGACUUGCUGCAUGGCGGCUCCGAAGCCGACCCGCACCGGCUCCGGAGCCCCCAGCAAUCCGGUGGCAGCUGCGCCACACCGGUGGGCCUUUGGCGACCGAACUCGGAGUCCUGUCGGCCCGGAACAACGGAUAUGCAGUCACGAGGGCUCGACCUGGUACCGGCUGGCACGUCCCCUAGGGACAACGCCCGGCGUGAGGCGUCCUCACCGCUCGCCGGCCGCAGAUCCCUCCACAGCUCCACCUUCCGCCUGGGCUCCCAGGACCCCCUGCUGCCCGGUGCCGCGCUGCCCGGCGGCCCGGCGGCCACCCGCAGCAGCAGCAUGAUGCUGUCCGGCUCGCCCCGCGGCGGCGCCGGCGCAGAGGGGACCGGUCUAGAUGGCGAAACCGCCGAAUGCGUGGGCAUGAGCGCUGGAUCCCCGCGCGGCGACCCAGCUUGCAGCCCUGGCGGUGCCGACACGCAGCUGCAGGGGGACAGCACGGGGGAGCUCCGGCGGCCGGAGAGCAGGACGCUCCGGGGCCCCCUGGUGCGCAGCUUGCGCAGCCGCUCCUCCGUUCCUGGCACGAGUCCCAGUGCUGGCAUGCAGGUGACGGGGUCGGAGGAGCUGCUGCUGGGCGGCGGGGACCUGUCUUCGGAGCCCAGUCCGACCCUGGAGCCCUCACGCCGGGCCUCCGGGUCGCCCGGGUAUGUCCUGGGGAGGUCAGCUCGCAGUCAGUUGUCAAGCGGGGCUGGUUCUUCGUUGCUCAUGCUUCGGGUGCCUGACCCCAACCACCAGCUGUCGGGGUUUGAGGGCGAGCUGGCUGUAAACGGCGGCGGCGGGGGUCCCAGUGGCAAGGCCGGCCGUCGGGACGGUGCCGGUGCCGGCGCUGGUGUUAGCGGCUGGGACGAGGAAGCGCUCACCUCGCUGCUAAACUACGCGGGCCCUGACGCGCCGCCGCCACCGCUCGGCGUGCGCGGCAGCGGCGGGUUACGUCGUACCCUAUCCAGCUCCCCUCGAGGCGGCAUCAACCGUGACCGCGGGGGUUUGCUGGGCCCUAACGCCAACAGUACGGCAAGCCAGCCGCAGGCAAUGGCGGUAGACCUGCUGCCGCCGGUGCGGAAGUGUGCGGUGAACGUGAAGGAUCUCAGCCUGGGUAAUGUGUCGACGGCGCAGAAUCCCGAGCUGCCGCAUGUGCCGCCGCAUCACCACUACCUCCGACACAUGACGUUACACCCGCCGACUGGGGAAUCUGGAGGCGGAGGAGGAGGAGAUGCCUGGGGCUCCCCGACCGGCCGCCGGGGAGGCGCGUUCGCAUCCGCGGGCCUCAACCUACACGUCGCCGGCGGCGCUAUAUCGCCGCCACCUCGAGCAGUACGUUGGGAGGGUCACGGCAAGCUGCUGUCGGUCGUCGGCAGCAUCCACCAUCACCACCAACACAAUAACCACAACAACAGCAACAACCACAUCACCAGCAACAACUUCUUUAUCGGUAACGGCAGUAAUGGCGGUGGCGGUGGCGGUACAAACUCAUCAUCCUUCGGAGGUAACGGAAACGGACCCAUGGGUCAGUCGCAUGCCUCAGUGCCGACCUCCAGCAGCAUUGCCAGCCGUUCGAGUGCGGUCGCGACGGCGCAAUCGUUACGGACGUCGGUUAUGUUGUUCGACAUGCCACCGGGCGCUUCGGGGCCGUCUCAUGGCGGCGCGAUGCCGCAGCACCGGCCCAUGAUGCUCAGCAGCAACUCCACGGCACCCAGCAGCCAGCUGGGUCCGGGGCCGUUGGGUCAUGGGUUGCCUAACCCGUCCGGCAACAACGGGUUCAGCGGGCGGCGGUUCUCAUCCCACCCAUCUGGCCCCUCAAGGGUCGCUGCCACCAUCACAACCAUCGGAGAGGACGCCCUCACCGUUACCUCCUCCACCCAGGCCACCUCGCGGCACUCCCCGCCCCCUCGAGGCAGCCACUCGCAACCCCUGCCAUCCCUCCCAUUCCAGUCGCAACCAUCACAGACCCUCAAACCCCUCACCCUCACUUUCAAACCGCCGCCAGGUGUUGCUGCUUCUGCGGUCCCAGCCGCGACCGCAACCCUGAUGCAGGAAAGCAACAACAACAACAACAUCAACCACAUGGGCAAGAGUUCUGGCAGUCAAGGCAGCGGCGACGGAAGCAGCAGCGCCGCCGCUGCUACUGCGUCUGGUGGCGGCGGGAGCAGCGGUGCGGCCAGCAGCAACAGCAGCAGCAGCAGCGGAGGCGGCGCCGCGAACAGCUCGUCCUUCGCACCCUCCGCCUCCACUGCGCCCUCCGGCCCCAGCGUGCCGCAUCCCAGGAACCUUCCUCACCUGGGUGGCGGCGACCCGGGACCGACACCCCUGCAGGCAGUCGGUCCGCCGCAUCUGCUGGCGGCCAGCAUCAACCUGGUGCCGCUGCAGGCACGCAACACACGCGGCGUGUCUGAAUCCUUUCUACCGCAGCUGCGAAUCGUGGCGGCGCAGUCGAGCGCGACAUUACAGCAGCAGCGACAACAGCAGCAGCAACUUCCGCCGCCGCCGCCACCACAGCAGCAAAUACAACAACAGCAUAGUGAGCCAUCGCCGCCGUUGCAGCAACAGCAGCAGGCUCAAUCCGAGCAGCAGCAGCAGCCCCAGUCGCAGUCGCAGUCGACACAGCGGCAGCAACAGCAGGGGUCGCCGCUCCGGGUGGCUGCUGGGAGACGACAGAGCACGGUGUCAGGGAUGAGCGUCAUAUCUGUGGUGGUUGUGGACAGCUCACCUUCGUCGCCGGUACGACGGAAAGGCGACGCGGCGGGCGGCGAGACAGCGUUGGAGGGCGGUGGAGGCGUACCUUCCCAGCAACAGCAGCAGCAACAGUUGCAGCAAACACAGCAGCAGCAGCAGCUGCUGCCUCAGCUGUCAGCGCUUAUGGUGCUGGGACUGCCGCCCAACUUGCGAAAACAGCAGAAACGCAACCUGCCACGUUCGUUGAGACAGCAGCGCCUAGCGCGGGCAGUCACGCUUGCAUGAUAUUGGUAUUCCGUUAGGGCGCAUCCCAGCCGGUUUGCAUGCUAAAUUCUCACACGCACGGCAGCAGUCGCCCUAUGGUGCAGUGCAUGGAUGCCGCGAAUUGGGUAGGUGGUGGAUGCCUACAUGGCUGCAUGAGAGCGUUUUGGGGAGAUUGCUUGGGACUUACUUGCUUUGCAGGAUUGCAGCGCGGGGACGGGACCGGAGUUCUGGACAAUGUAUAUCAUGCGAGGAGGCCUGGUUUGGAUGUGGGAGUGCUGUUGCAGGGCAGAGCGGUAUGCGGUGUAAACGCGUGGCGUGGUUCCAAGCGGUCCAGUGUGAGGUUUGCCUUGUGUAGGUGCCUCAGCUGGUUGCUUGAGCCGUUGCCUGCUUCCGGCAUGGUGGGAUUCCGUAAUGCGUGCACAACAGACGUUUACGUUGGGCCACCAAGCAGCUUGAGCUUGUGUCACGCGGUUGCAUGCGGGGCCUGCCGGGCUGUGCUGUGCCGCUGGCCAUGCGGUAAGGCACAAGCAGGGUGCGGACGGCUGUGGCAGGGUGAGGACUGUACGAACGUGGAACUAGCAUGCAUUAAUUGCAGCGUGCGUUGCAUGGGCAUGGGUCCUUGAGACCCAUUGCCCAGUCCUCAUCUCGCCCUAUGGUGAUUAGGAUUGUAGGGGCGAGGUGGAGCACUAGCACUGAAAUAGCAAACGUUGCUUUGCGACAGAACUUAGAACCGGUGCCUGCCUGCAAUGAUGUUGCCAACUGUGUGGCGGACCCGGGAAACGCAGGAUUGUGCAGGAUACGGAGAUUGAGGACGUUUAGUGGACUUGUGCAGUACAGUUGUAGCAUUAACAGUAACUUUAUAGCCGUUCUUACGGUUGCCUGGGCGUGCGUGGAUACAUAUACAGUUGGGGUUUGCGGUUACGGGUGCUUGUACGGCCGCCAUCGCGGUUACGCACGCUCGGUUACUUGCUUUGGGCUGCAGGCUGUGUGUGUUGUGCUGCAACUCCUCGCCAAACUAUGAAUCAGCGUGCUAUUUAUUGCGAAUGAAGACUACCGUAGGUUUUAGUUUUUGGUACACUACUGCAGGCUGUGAUUCGUUUACAGACUGUGAGAUAUUCUUUGUAUGUGGUAGGGCGUUGCUUAAGUGCGCGCCUGAAGCGCUUUUAUGUGCACUUUACACAAUCCUUGUUCCUAAUAGAUACACCUGUAAAUCCGCCGGAUGUGUACGGAUCCUCACGCCAGGAGGCAGGUUGGGCUUGCACUCAGGCGGGCUGCCAGAAUCAAUGCGCCCUGGUCAGCAGCCG
This is a messenger RNA of Astrephomene gubernaculifera, 5589 nucleotides long. The record is from the annotation of a GenBank genome assembly. NCBI's taxonomy places the organism in Eukaryota, Viridiplantae, Chlorophyta, Chlorophyceae, Chlamydomonadales, Astrephomenaceae.